CAUGCAUAGAUGUAUAUAAAUAGAGGGUGUAGUCUUGUACUGAGGUAGUACAUAAUUAAAUCAUUGAUUCUAUUGAAAGCUACAGAAAAGAAAACGAAAAACCUCAAACCUCGAGUCCGGUUUUUUUCUUCCCUUUGGUUUGUUUUUCUAGUCCUAGCUAAAGUAACAGUUUCCGAACCGAAAUUUUCUUCGUCUAGUUUAUUAGAAUUCCUUCUUUCAUUUCUUUAAUUUCUUUCUUUUUUUUUUUAUGAACUUUGACUAUUGCAUUGUCUGUGGAAAUGAUACCGAUGACCAUUUGUACUGUUGCGAUCAAUGUAAAGCCCAUGACUCUACAGAGCACAGAAGAUCGACCGACCAAAGAAUGUCAGUGGAGCAAAACUUUCAACUGCUCUCUAUGGAACACUUGAGUUACUUUUGCAAACGACCAACAGUUACUCCUCAGUUGGUUCGUGUUGCCAUGUAAUUGAGAUUGAAACGAUUGUCUCGUAAUAAUAUCGGAUGGGUUCAUGUAAUAUGAGAUGUAACAAUGGAAAUUCUCAUUCAAGACAAGCCGUGUUUCCAAGUUCUUUGAAAGACCAUAAAAGAACAUAUAUAUACAUAUGACGAAACGGGGAAUCAUGAAAUACGAAUCGAGCAGUUACAAUACGCCUGCGCUUGUUUGAAUCUGCCCAAAUUGACAUGUCUUUGUCUUUGUCGCUCAGCUCAUGGUAAAGGCUAUUUACUUUUUGAAUUUUUUCAAUACCAAGUUUCCAUUGACGAGUUUGAUUAAUCCUUGCAUUUUUAUUUUAUUUUAUUUUAUUUACUAUUACUGUUAUUAUUAAUUAUUCUUUUUUAGUCACAAAUAGCCUCCAUACAAAAUAAAAGAUGC
Schizosaccharomyces octosporus yFS286 is the source of this 868-nucleotide messenger RNA. RefSeq lists its product as uncharacterized. The transcript has a single exon. The coding region runs from base 248 to 463 and encodes 71 amino acids. The record is from RefSeq and is a predicted model, not a curated record. Lineage: Eukaryota; Fungi; Ascomycota; Schizosaccharomycetes; Schizosaccharomycetales; Schizosaccharomycetaceae.